This is a messenger RNA of Neoarius graeffei (lesser salmon catfish), 1335 nucleotides long. RefSeq names its product neuronal pentraxin 2a (gene nptx2a). The record is from RefSeq and is a predicted model, not a curated record. Bases 16 to 1335 code for a protein of 439 amino acids. The transcript has 5 exons. Lineage: Eukaryota; Metazoa; Chordata; Actinopteri; Siluriformes; Ariidae.
GCGCGCGCUGCAGCGAUGAUCGCGUUCUUUGUUGCGCUCCUGUGCGCUCGCGCUGCUGGAACCCUGGUGGCUGCGGAUGGGCAGCCUCAGGGCGAGCGCUUCGUGUGCACCGCCGUGCCUGCGGGCGCCGACCUCAGCUGCCCGGUGGACACGGAUAACCGCGUGCAGAGCGCGAGCCCUCAAGAAGACGAGUACAGAAGCACGAUCGUGCAGCUCCGGGAGACCGUGCUGCAGCAGAGGGAGACCAUCUCGAGUCAGCAGUUCACCAUUAAAGAACUCAACUCCAAACUUUCGCGCUGCGAGGCCGCGACGCACGACGCACGAGACAGCAAGUGGCGCGGAAGCGCGCGUAGGAAAGACUUCGGGAAGAACACUAUGGGCGAUCUGCCGCGCGACCCUACGGAAACCAUCGAGCAGUUGGGCAAGACCAUGCAAGGGCUGAAAGACCGACUGGAAAACUUGGAGCAGCAGCUGCAUGCCAAUGCAUCUGGUGCACCAUUCCCCAAUGAACUGCGUGACCUGCUAAAGCGGCGGCUGGGAGUCCUGGAGAGCCAGUUGCUGAGGAGGGUAGCUGAGCUUGAGGAGGAGAAGACUCAGCUAUACAACGAGACAAUGGCCCACCGGCAGCACACAGAGAACACGCUCAACUCGCUGCUGGAAAGGAUCACAGAGCUAGAGAGAAGUAACAGUGCAUUUAAAUCCCCAGAGGACUUCAAGGUUUCUCUGCCCUUACGCACAAACUACCUCUAUGGCCGCAUCAAGAAGAGUCUACCAGAAAUGUAUGCCUUCACCAUGUGUAUGUGGCUCAAGUCCAGUGCUAGUCCUGGCAUUGGAACACCAUUUUCAUACGGAGUCCCUGGACAAGCCAAUGAGAUUGUGCUGAUAGAAUGGGGCAACAAUCCCAUUGAACUGCUUGUCAAUGAUAAGGUGGCUCAGCUGCCUUUAUCAGUGGGCGAUGGCCGAUGGCAUCACAUCUGCAUCACCUGGACGACCAGAGACGGCUUCUGGGAGGCCUAUCAGGAUGGCGAGAGGUUGGGCACUGGGGAGAACUUGGCCCCUUGGCAUCCAAUUAAACCUGGAGGAGUGAUCAUACUGGGUCAAGAACAGGAUAUUGUUGGAGGAAGGUUUGAUGCCACGCAGGCUUUCGUAGGAGAGCUAAGCCACUUCAACAUGUGGGAUCGGGUUCUCCGCCCUACAGACAUCUCUGGCAUGGCCAACUGCUCGGCCUACAUGCCUGGCAAUGUCGUGCCCUGGAUAGACACCAAUGUUGAGGUCUUCGGAGGAGCCACAAAAGCCGCAUUGGAGAUAUGCGAGGACCGUCUUUUUGACUCGUAA